ACCAUUAAAAGUCCCUGCGAAAGCACAUGGAAUAGGAAUGAAGCAAGUACAGCGGUUGGCAACCAGCAGACGGCAGGUGUCGACAAGAGCAAGCGCCAUUUUCCAAAAAUUCCAUUUUACUCUCGAAUAUUUUCAAUUUAUUAGUUUGUCAUUCGUAUUUGUACGUGCGCAGUAUUAAACUUCGAGAACAAUGACGGAAGCUAACGAAUCGGUAAAUGCGAAAUCUCUCAUAAAUAAAAGAAGUAUUCUAACAAAAUUCGAGUCGCGAAUUUCCCAAUUUGAGCAACAAGAAACAUCUUUGUCCGAAUUAAAAUUACGCGUAAAAGAGAUAGAAGAAACAUGUGAAUUUGAAAAAAACUAUUUCAGGGUAGUUGCUAAAGCUUAUACAGCUUAUAAGAGUUACUAGAAAAGCUUGCGAUGGCAAACAGACAAACCGAAAGUCGAAUUCAACAAACAAGCAAUUCUAAUAAUGUACUUCCUAAUUUACCAACAAGGAAUGUUCCAUUUUUCUCGGUCUCUUAGGAGCGUUGGAUGCUAUUUUUCAAAAGAUAUGAGUCAGUCAUAGCCAAUUAUGUUACACCUCUUCUAUGAAAUCAAUAUACGUAGUGCCCCUUCUAGUCGCUAGGUGGCACCACAGCUUUAAAGCAGAGCCAAAAAACUGUGGAAUAAGUUACCAUGAUGGCACAUGGUCAUUUUUAUUCGGCGUCGGUGUUUUCAGCUUUUUUCAGCGUUUUUGGAAGUUAAAUGGAGAAGUACAAGUUAGAUUUACGUUAUUCCUUAUCGGAUGAAGAAAGAGCCUACCUAUGACGAAAGAUUAAAUCUUUCCGUCCGCGAUUACAUAAUCGCUAGUGGCGUGGUUCCCAUCAACGAGAUUUUCUCACAAUUGGGAGACGAUUUCUUCAUCGUCCGAGUUCCGAUCGGAAUCCCCAGAACUCGAAAGACCCCCAUCUUUCCCACUUAUACGACAGCAGUCGUAUGUAAGUGUUUCACAAUUGGAAGCAAUCCUUUUGUGAGGGGGUUGGCCAUACAUAUGGUUUUAUAUUUUUUCGACAUCGAAAAAAUAGAGUUUUCUGGCUCGUCCGGCUAUGGAUGAGGCGCCUGGGAUACUGGGACAUAAUGAACAAUUUUUUAUGGCUGUUGGAAUGCACUUACUCCAACGUAAGUAUAUUUUUCAGGCCCUUCGAUUAAUUCUGAUGUCAUUGUUGAGCCCCUUGAGACGGAUUUAGAGCAAAAUGGCCUUUAAGCUAUGGGGUCGAUAGUCCCAACACAAAGUUUCACGUGUCAUGACAUUUUGGCAAGGCAGAUUAAUACCUUUUUGAAAUCCGGUGUGUCCGACGAAGAUUGUCUCAGUGACCUUUUGCGUUAAUAUCCUGUGCCGAAGAAUUGCCGGCUCAAUAACUCUCCUAAAUUGAAUGUGCAGAUGAAAUCUGCCAUCAACAAAGGUGGAAAGAAAAGGGAUGAGAGACUGACUGCAACAAGGGCUGCUUUGAUGGUGGUUGCUAGGGCGCUCUCGACCUUGCUUUUGAAACCUGUUAAGGAUGAGUAGUACUUACUUCUCAUCGAAACGUUGAGUAAUGCAAUAUUUGUUUUAAGCAAAAUACACCAUUUAGGUUCAGUAUAUAGAAGUUCAGCCGCGUUAAGCCUUUCGCUGGUCUCAAAUGAAAUGCAGCCUUGUAUGAAGGAAGUGCUUGUUGAUGCUUCUUUGCACUCUUGUUUAUUUGGAGAGGAUUGGCCGAUAGGCUCAAAUCAAUCAGAUUAGCUGCAGAUUACAGAACAAGGCUUUUAUAGCAUACGAAUUUAAACUCGACCGUCCCACUUCGUUCCCGGAAGUUCCAAGGCUGAAGUGGGUGAAAGUCAUUGUACCCUCAAGAGACGGAAUACAGGAAGGUUCGAGAGGAAAGGGGGAGGAGUUGUGUCCCCAGGAAAAAAUAGACUUAAGUGCAAGACAUAAAAGGAGGAAAACGAAAGACAUUAGCGAUCAAUAUUCAUCCUACGGGUUACUUUUUGCAGCCAAAACAAACCUACGUUCUGAAGGAUAUACGGAUUUUGCAAAGGUCAUAGAAUAUCUCAUGGAAAACCCAAGCCAAGCCAAAGAAGUAAGAGAAUUUUGCCAGACUAGCAGGCACAGUGUUAAAAAUAUUUCGGGAGAAAAAGCGUGUUAAUUCAAAGAUGUCAAAACACCAAUACAAUACUCUACGACAAUCCUUAAUCCUCGAAAAUAUGAACCAUUUUCCUUCAUACUAUGCCAUACAACAGACUAAAUUAGAAUCUUAUCCACCCAAAGAAUAUAUCACUAUAACAGAGGUAUCAGCAUCUGUUAAACUUCAGGCUCUUUUAGACCAUACCCUUUUAAGGAUAUUGAAAACUGUGGAAUGUGUUACGUCUAGCAAUGAUAUUAUUUUAGUUAGUAAAUGGGGUUUUGAUGGCGCAUCCGGGCAAAGUACUUAUAAGCAAAAGCUAACUUCAGGUGAAGAUUCGAGCAUUUUUAUUUCCAGUUUGGUACCCAUAAAACUGUACAAUGUAAAAAACGACACUAUUAUUUGGGAAAAUAAAGGACCAUCUUCGACUCGUUAUUGCCGUCCACUAAGAUUUACAUUUGUUCAUGAAACCCCAGAGGUAAUAAGAAAAGAAAAAAAAUUAAUUGACAAAGAAAUUGAGAAUCUUCAAGCCACCCAAACAAAAUUCGGGCUAAUAGGGCACAAAUUACUUUUUGCUAUGAUAGAUGGUAAAAUAUGUAAUACCCUUACAAAUACAUCUUCUAUGUGUUGUUAUAUUUGUGGAGCUAAACCAAAAGAGACUAAUAUCUUAAACAAAAUUUAUCAAAAACAACCGGACGAAACAUGUUAUUCUUUUGGUAUUUCGAGCUUGCAUGCUUGGAUUAGAUGCAUGGAAUGGAUGUUGCAUAUUUCGUACAAUUCAGAUUUUAAGAGAUGGUCGUGUACUACUACAGAGCAUAAAAAUUUAAAAGCUACAAGGAAGGCCAGAAUACAGGAACACUUAAGAAAUGAAUUAGGUAUUUUAGUUGAUGUGGUAAAACAAGGGGUUGGUACCACGAAUGAUGGAAACGCGGCAAGAAAGUUUUUUUCCGACUGUUCCACAACUUCUAAAAUAAUAGGCAUCGAUUUUACAUUGCUUGAAAGGAUUAAAAUAAUCCUGCAAACCCUUUCAUGUACCGAAGAAAUAUGCCCUUUAAAAUUUGAUCUCUAUACAGCCCAGACAGCUAAGUUAUAUGUUUCUCUUUACGACUGGUAUUACAUGCCCCCUUCAGUCCAUAAAAUUCUAGUUCACGGAGCAGAUAUUAUAAGAAAUUUUGUGGUACCAAUUGGAAAGCUCUCAGAAGAAGCCUCCGAAGCUAGACAUAAAGAAUUCAGAAACGUCAGGGAGUUUCAUGCAAGAAAGACCAAUAGGAGGGCUACAAAUGAAGAUAUAUUACACAAUUUAUUACUUUGGUCUGAUCCAUAUAUAUCACAUUUAUCUAACAAUGGCUACGAAAGAAAAUCGUGCUUGCCGCUAGAGGUCAAAAGCCUUCUCAAAUAAAAUAGUGUUUCAUAUUGGCAUAUGUUAAAUGAAUUAUUAAAGUAAUAUUAUAUUUAGUUAGUUACUUAUUUUCCGUUAAUUUUUAUUAACUUUUAAAUAUUUAUUAAAAUUCU
Cylas formicarius (sweet potato weevil) is the source of this 3650-nucleotide messenger RNA. RefSeq lists its product as uncharacterized. The record is from RefSeq and is a predicted model, not a curated record. The transcript has 3 exons. Lineage: Eukaryota; Metazoa; Arthropoda; Insecta; Coleoptera; Brentidae. The coding region runs from base 2170 to 3537 and encodes 455 amino acids.